This is a messenger RNA of Aspergillus ibericus CBS 121593, 782 nucleotides long. RefSeq names its product tetratricopeptide repeat protein. Gene Ontology annotation, molecular function: protein binding. Lineage: Eukaryota; Fungi; Ascomycota; Eurotiomycetes; Eurotiales; Aspergillaceae. The transcript has a single exon. Bases 66 to 782 code for a protein of 238 amino acids. The record is from RefSeq and is a predicted model, not a curated record.
CAGCCCCGUGAUAUUUUACCCCUGUCCUUGAUUUUCAGCCUAUUCCAGCUCUCUGACUCGUCAUAAUGCAGUUCCGCUAUUCCACCGGUACCAACGAACCGACCGACUUUCCCUGGGAGGCUGCCAUCCCAGUGUCCCCCUUUUGGGACUCGUUUUCCUUCAAAGAUGCCGCUGCUAUCAUCAAGACCAUCCCGCUCGAGGAGCUCGAGAAAUAUGACCUCGAUGCACGGUACGGAUCCGCGACCCAAACCGAGAAGAUAGCCGUGACGCUCGAUAUCCUGCGGGAAAAGCUUCAGCACGAGGAGUCCAAAUACACACCCCCUGCUGAGUUUUACACGGCAGAUCACGAUGCUUGGAGUGAUAUCUGGCUAUCAAUUGCCUACAUCAGUAUGAAGCUGGAUAGAAUGGAUGAAGCGGAAGAGGUGUACCGAAUGCUGGUCACCAAACGACUCGAUCCGAAUGACUUGGUGCCGGCCAAUAACCUUUGUGCCUUUUUGGUCAAAAACACCAGUAAGUAUGAAGAGGUCAAGACAUUGUCUGCACCGUGCAUGGAAUGGCUGGACAAGAAACUGGGCAGGGCUUCGCCCCAGGCAAUCGGCGUGCGCAAGAACAUUGCGGAGGCAGAGUGGAAACAAGGCAAUCGCGAGCGCGCUCAGGAGAUGAUUGCUGAGAUCUUUGAAUGUAUUGACGAGUUGAAGGGGAGCAGGUUUGCUGUGUAUGAGGAUGAUGAGAGAGAGUAUGCCCAAGGAUGGGAGGAGGACCUGAAGAAGUGGCAGGGUUAA